AUGAUAACAUCGCACUAACCAAAGUCCCACCGAUCCACUUCUAGAGACACGAAAACGGAAUAAACUGAUCCAUAAAUCAUGAGUGUGUUUUUGUUUUUCCUAAUUCUGGUGUUUUGCCGCAAUGCCGUUCAAGUGCACCGCAGUGCGCUGAAUGAUUUCCAGCGUUCUGAGGGAAGAGAGCUGGUACCAUGGAAAGCUGACCGUGUCACUAUACUCCCUGGAAUCACACUGGAGGAGUGCGCCAAACGCUGCUCAGAGAGCCUCGACUGCAGGGCUUUCAACUAUGUGUUUCGUCCAUCUGUAAUCUGUAAGCACUUGCCCUGGGUGGGCAACAAGGACAAUGCAAAGGUGAAGAGAAAUGUCAACUGUGACCUAUAUGAGAUGAAAGUUUAUAUAAGGAAGUGCAUUAUUGGUAAUGGAGAGGACUAUCGGGGAGACGUAUCUAAGACCAAGAAUGGGCGGACAUGUCAACAGUGGUGGUCAAAGUUUCCUCAUGAUCACAGAUAUACCCCUUCUUCCACUAAUGGUCUGGAGCUAAAUUACUGUCGUAAUCCAGAUGGGGACAGCAUUGGACCCUGGUGCUACACCACGGACCCUGAGCACAGAUAUGACAGUUGCAAUGUCCCCCAGUGUAAAGACGAGGUGUGUAUUACUUGUAAUGGAGAGGACUACAGGGGUCAGGUUGAUCGCACAGUGAGUGGAAAAGAGUGCCAGAGAUGGGACCAGCAAAAUCCACAUCAACACAUCUAUCAACCAGAAAAAUACCCUGAUAAGAGCCUGGAUGAUAAUUAUUGCCGGAACCCCGACGCCUCCCCUGUGCCCUGGUGUUACACCACUGACCCGGAUGUUGAAAGAGAGAGCUGUGACAUCCGCAAGUGCUUGUCUGAGUCAAAAUCAGCAUCGGCAAAUGGAGUGGAGGCUCCAAAGCGACGUUCUCGCUCCAGCUACACCACAAACUGUUUCCGAGGCCGUGGGGAGAAUUACAGAGGCAAUGUGAACGAGACGACUUCAGGCAUCCCGUGUCAGCGCUGGGAUGCACAAUCCCCCCACGAGCACCCAUUUUACCCCCACACUUAUGAGUGCAAGGGACUGGAAGAGAACUACUGCCGUAAUCCAGAUGGUUCUGAGGCUCCAUGGUGCUUCACAUCCAGAGCUGAGAUGAGAACGGCCCUCUGUCUACAGAUCAAACGCUGUGCUGAUGACAUUGAGGCUGAAGAUUGCUAUAAUGGGAAUGGAAAAAACUACAGAGGUAUUGUCCGCAAAACACGGAAGGGCAUCCUCUGUCAGAACUGGAACGUAAACACACCACAUAAAACUAAGAUUAACCCACAGACACACCCAGAGGCCAACCUGACAGAGAACUACUGCAGGAACCCAGACGGAGAUCUGCACGGACCCUGGUGCUACACUUCUGACCCCAAAACUGAAUUUGAUUACUGUGCAAUCAAGCAGUGUGCAGGGGAGGAUCCACCUAUCAUAAUGCCACCAGCGGGUGUAGAGUUUAAUGAAUGUGGGAAGCGUGAUGACCGAAUGAGAAGCAGGCUGAGGAUUGUUGGUGGCACACCAGGAAAUUCUCCAUGGACAGUCAGCCUAAGAGACAGGAAAGGAAAGCAUUUUUGUGGAGGCUCAUUGGUGAACUCAAAAUGGGUGAUCAGCACUAAGCAGUGCUUCUCCUCUUGCAGUUAUGUAGACCUCACAGGGUAUUCUGCAAUCAUGGGCACCGUGUACCGGGACCCAAAGGAAGGAGAACCUGACUCACAGUCCAUUGCUCUGAACAAAAUCGUUUGCGGGCCUUCAGAGUCACAUCUUGUCCUGCUACAGCUAGAAACUCCUGCAGAGUUUAACGAGCGUGUGUCACAAAUAUGUCUUCCUCCUGAGCGCUACAUUGUUCCAGAGGGAACCACCUGUGAGAUUGCUGGCUGGGGGGAGACCAAAGGAACGGGGGAUGAAACAGUGCUGAAUGUUGCUCAGAUGCAAGUGCAGAGCAACAGCGAAUGUAACAAGUACUUCAAAGGGCGUGUGAAACAGAACGAAAUGUGCACUACGUCUUUUUAUGGUGGAGUGGGGGCUUGUGAGAAAGACUAUGGAGGCCCUCUGGCAUGUCAGAACAGUGACUGCUGGGUCUUAGAGGGAGUCAUCAUCCCUAUGCGUCGCUGUGGACACCCGGGACAACCGAAUAUCUUUAUCCGUGUAUCGAUGUACGUAGACUGGAUCAAGAAGGUCAUGGAGAUGGCAUAGCUGGAAGGAAUCACUCACCCUGCAUUACAGUGUAUUCAAUUUAAGCAUUUGCAGAUAGCAGGGGAAAGAUAUCAGUUCUCUGCUCGAGUCAAAUCAAAUCUAGAUUGUUAAUAAUUACAAAUGAAUGUAAGUAGAGUAAUCUUCAGCAAUAAUAAAUUACUAGAGGAGGAUUAAAUGAUUGCUGUACAAGUUGUACUCAAGGCUAUGUUUGACAAAAUGUUUAUGAAUGUACUUAUAUACAGUCCUCUCUGAAAGCAUUUUUUUUUCUUUUGCUACACAUUGAAGACAAUUGGGUUUGAGAUCAGUAGACGAAUAUGAGGUGAUAGAUCAGAACUUCAGCUUUCAUUUCCAGAUGUUUACAUCUAGAUGUGUUAAACAACUUGGAACAUAGCACCUUUGGUGGCAGACCACCCAAUUAUUAGGUGAGCAAAAGUAUUGGAACAGAUAGUCUUAAAGUAAAUUAAAGUAAAUAACACUUAUUAUUUGGUUGCAUAUCCCUUUUUUGCAAUAACUGUGUCUAGCUGGUGACCCACUAACAUCAAACUGUUGCAUUCUUCUUUUGUGAUGCUUUUCCAGUGUUGAAGCACAGCUUCUUUCAGUUGUUGUUCGUUCUAGAGGGUCUCUUACAGUUUCAGUUACAUUUAUAUAGCGCUUUUCUUGACACGCAAAGCGCUUUACAUAGUAUGGUGGCAGGGUGGGGUCUCCUCAACCACCACUAGUGUGUAGCAUCCACCUGGAUGAUGUGAUGGCAGCCAUAGUGCCCCAGAAUGCCCACCACACACCAGCUAUUAGUGGAGAGUUUCUCCCUUCAGUCUCCUCGUCAGCAGGUGAAAUGAUACUCAAUUGGGUUAUGGUCUGGUGAUUGACUUGGCAAGUAUAAAACCUUCCCAUUUUUCCCCCGUGAUAAAGUCCUUUGUUAAGCUGACAGUGUGUUUUGGGUCAUUAUAUUGCUGCAUGAUGGAGUUCCUCCCAAUUAGAUUGGAUGCAAUUCUCUGUAUAUUGGCAGUCACAAUGUUUCUGUAGACUUCUGAAUUAAUUCUGCUGCUACCAUCAUGAGUUACAUCAUCAAUAAAGAUUAGUGAGCCUGUUCCAGAAGCAGCCAUGCAAGCCCAACCCAUGACACUACCUUCACCAUGCUUGACUGAUGAGCUCAUAUUAUUUUGGAUCAUGAGCAGAUCCUUUCUUUCUCCACACUUUGGCCUUUCCAUCACUUUGGUAGAUGUUAAUCUUCUUUGCAAAUUCCAAUCUGGCCUUCUGAUUCUUACUGCUGAUGAGUGGUUUGCAUCUUGUGGUGUGGCCUCUACAUUUCUGCUCUCAAAGUCUUAUUUGAACGGUAUAUUGUGAUAUCUUCACCCCUGCCCUGUGAUGGUUGUUGGUGAUGUCUCUGACUAUUGUUUGGGGGUUUUCUUCCCAGCUUUCACUUGUUGUAGUUUUCCUUGACCGACCUGUUCCAUGUCUGGUUGUUAGUACACCACAGGUUUCUUUCUUUUUGAGGUCAUUCCAAAUUGUUGUUGGCUAUGCCCAAAUGCUUGUGCAGUGGCUCUGAUAGAGCUCCCCUUUUUCUCAGCUUGCUUUUCUUCCAUAGACAGCUCUUUGGUCUUCAUAUUGGUUUAUCCUUGUUAACAAGAAAUGUAGUCUUCACAGGCGAAACCCAGCACUCAGACCAAUAGUAGAUAUUCAGAGCUAUUCGUUGUCUAAACAAUCAAUCUAACAGGGCACACCUGGACAACAAGAAACAUCUGCCAGUCAAAUAGUCCAAUAUUUUUGAUGACUUGAAAAAUGGGUGAGUUCAAACAAAGGGUGUCAUGUUCUAAGUUGUUUAACACAUCUAGAUGUAAAUAUCAGGAAAUGAAAGCUGAAAUUUUUGAUAUAUUGUCUAAUAUUCAUCUUUUGAAACCCAAAUGUCUUCACUCUGUAGCAAAAACAUUCAGAGGGGAUUGUAUAUGCUUAAGUCAUGCUUAUCUGCUUAUCUAAACAUACAUCUGUAAAGUACAUUUUCACUUGCUAAAACCUAUUUAUCCUUUAUUUGUUAACAUUAAACAUAGUUCUGAGAAUUUGAGGAACACUUCAUUUUGUAGCUUCUGUUAUGGCUACAACUGCAAAAGUCUCAAUAAAAGAGCUUCACUUUUCA
Messenger RNA from Ictalurus furcatus (blue catfish), 4369 nucleotides. It is a transcript of the gene mst1, whose product is annotated as macrophage stimulating 1. Lineage: Eukaryota; Metazoa; Chordata; Actinopteri; Siluriformes; Ictaluridae. Gene Ontology annotation, biological process: regulation of receptor signaling pathway via JAK-STAT; proteolysis. Bases 79 to 2238 code for a protein of 719 amino acids. The record is from RefSeq and is a predicted model, not a curated record. The transcript has 19 exons. Gene Ontology annotation, molecular function: receptor tyrosine kinase binding; serine-type endopeptidase activity.